UCUGCCGUCUCAUCUCCUGUACAGCUCAGCCCACCACCACGACCACCACCGCCACCUUUUCCUCUUCCUUAGAUAUAGACCUCGAGGGAGAGCAACAAUGUUUAACAGUCUGCUUGGUAGCAAAUUCUCAAAAAAAUGCAAGUAUUGUUUGAAAUGCAUCAGUAGCAGAGUUCAGCUCAUAAGGAAGAAGAGGCAGGCGACGGUGAGGUGUCUGAAGAAGGAUGUCGCCGAGCUCCUUGCCAGUGGACAUGAUUCCAAAGCUUUUGCCAGGAUUGAAGCAUUAAUCGUUGAAAUAAAUCAUGCAUCUUGCUAUGAUAUGAUUGAACAAUAUGGUCAAUGCAUUCUGAAUCAGCUUUCAGGCUUACAAAAGCAGAGGGAAUGUCCUGAAGGAGCUAUGGAAGCUAUCUCGACUCUUAUUUUUGCUGCUGCAAGGUUUUCUGAUCUGCCAGAAUUAUCUGAUCUCAGACAAGUAUUCAGAGAGAGAUACGGGAGUCAAAUGGAAUCAUCCGUGGAUGCCUUGUUUGUUGAGAAAGUACAAAAGAAGUCCUUUUCAAUGAACAAGAAGCUGCAAUUGAUGCAAGAUAUUGCUGAUGAGUUUUCUGUAAGAUGGGACUCUCAGGCUUUCCGUCAAAAACAAUCUAAUCCAAACGCACCUCCCUUGGAUCAACCUAAAAGAAGCAGUAACAACAAUUCAGCAGUUAAUCAGCGCAAGGAAGCAGUCUUCGAUGCAGCUAGUGAAGUUACCGCUCAGAACAGAGCAGCCCUUAAUGCAGCUGCUUCAGUCAACAGAAGAAAGGAACCUAUCUUUGCUGCAAAUGUUGCAGGUAAUGUAAGAAAGGAAGGAGUCACCAAUUUGCGUGAUCCAGUUAAUAAUAAAGAUGGAGCAGUCCUCAAUGCGGCUGGUUCAUUCAACAGAAGAAAGGAGGCAGUUCUCAGUGCAGAUAUUGCAUUUAAUGAGAAAAAGGAAGCAGUUACAAAUUCAAGUAGAGAUGGAGCAGCAGUCCUCAAUGGAGGUGGUUCAUUUAAUGGCAGAAAGGAAGUAGCCCUCGAUGCAGAUAUUAAAGUUAAUGGAAGAAAGGAAGCAGUUAUUAAUUCGAAAAAUGAAGCAGCAUUGAGCACAGGAGGUGACCGAGAGGUUCCAUAUAAGGAGAGAUGGGUACCUCCUCCUCUGAGAAGUUCUGUUCAAAAACAGCAAGUACAGCCUGAGCCCAGAGACAUCCAUGUAAUUCCUACCAUCCGCAAUGGCCGAAGGGUAUCCACUACUGCUGAGGAAACAGAGAAUGUUGAACCGGCCUACGAUAAUAAAGCAAAGGGGAACUAUACUGAUGUGCUGAAAGAUGAUUGGUCCAAAACACCGAAAGUUAGGCAGAAUGGUAUCCAUAAAGAUUGGCUUAAUGGCACUGCGUGGGCUAGAUCGCCUGUGGGGCAAGAAGAACCAGGUCUCAUCGGCCUCGAGAGUCAGUCUGCUGCACCCGUGGUUUCGAGGGAUGUGAAAGCAGUCAAUAUGGUUCCUCCACACAAACAGACUGUUGAUGAUUCUCCUGUCUAUGAUGAUGAUAUCCCGAGAGCUGUGAAUAAACUGUUGGAUCCUUCUGUGCAUGAGGCGAGGCCUUCACUUCCGAUGAGGUCAAAGGAUGCAAGGCCAAUCAGUUUGAUACCUCCUCCUUAUACCAAGCCUCACUUGAGAAAGGCAUCAACUCUUCCUGAUGACAGUAAACUCACUGAUGAGCCAAUCAAGAGUUACAUUGCUGUUGAUUAUGAAAAAUCCGACAUUGGUGACAGAGGCAAGCCUGUUUCCGUUAGGAGGAGAAUUCCUAAACCAGCAUUGGGUAUUGAGACAGAGCAUACGACUACACCCAGCCGUAGGCUGCUCAAUGGUGAUCUGUAUGAUGCGGAGGUUGCAGAUCGAUGGGAGAGGAAAGAAAAAGUAGGUGUUGCAGAUCGAAGACAACAUGAGGUCAAGAGAUUAGAUGUGGAGGAAGAAGCCAUGGACAGGCUCCUGGCUCAUUACAGUAAGAAAGGGACAAGCAACGAGCCGAGCAGGAGAACCAGGACAAAGCCUCCUCCUGUGGAGCCUGCUAAGGAUCAGAGUACAGCAGAAUCACUGCGUUAUCGUCCAGAGAGAGUAGCUUCCCUGCCACCGGAGCUAACAACUCCUGUAGUAGAGGGCGGUGUAGGUAGAAGGCCUGUUCGUACCACUUCUCUGCAGCCAGACUCGAUGAGCCCCAAUGGAGGACGACUGCAUCCGAGGCUUCCGGAUUAUGAUGACUUGGCUGCUCGGUUCAUAGCCUUGAAGCAUGGGUGAUGAAGCAAGAUGAGUUACUCUUUCAGUUUUGCUCAGGUCCUUGAUUUUGAGUCUUUGACAUUCAUAUUCUUACAAGAUUGUUUGUGGAUGGGUUGGGUUAUCGCUUGUUCUUGUAAAUAGUGUCUCUAUUUACACUUAUAAUCUGCAAGUUCCCUUAUCUCUCACAUUAUAUUUUUAUAAUGCACAGUUUAGUAUACACGAUUCUGUUAUAGUGGUUGA
Molecule: messenger RNA, 2524 nt
Organism: Asparagus officinalis (garden asparagus)
Lineage: Eukaryota; Viridiplantae; Streptophyta; Magnoliopsida; Asparagales; Asparagaceae
Exons: 7
Coding region: 98-2305 (735 amino acids)
Biological process (GO): protein transport
Source: RefSeq, a predicted model, not a curated record